GAUGGGCUCUGCCUGGUCCCAGGGGAUGGGGCAGCUGCUCUCUUGUGGGGCUUUCUCGGCUGCCCCAGCCCUUCCUGGGGCAAAGUCCCAGGGACGAGGCCAGGGGCAAGGUGUACCCGGAGAGUCGCUCUGCUCCGGAGCCCAGUGGGGAGCGUCCUGGCCGAUGUAGGGGGGAGAGUGACUGGGCUCAGCAUGGCUGUGCCUGUCCCCCUCCGCCUCCUCCUGCUGGGGGUCUUCGCCAUCCCAGGGGGCUGUGCCUACCCAGGCCCGCACUUGCUGCGCUAUUUCUACACGGCGGUGUCGGAGCCCGGCCCGGGGCUGCCCCAGUUCACCGUGGUCGGGUACCUGGACGACCAGCUCUUCUUCCAUUUCGACAGUGAGGGGAAGGGGGCCCAGCCCCGCGCCCCCUGGAUCCAGGCCGAGGGGCCCGAGUACUGGGACCGGCAGACCUGGAUCGCCAAGGGCUGGCAGGAGCCCUUCAACGGCAACGUCCGUAUCGCCAUGGAGCACUACAACCAGAGCGGGGGCCUGCACACCUUCCAGUACAUGUACGGCUGCCAGCUGCGGGCGGACGGCAGCACGGGGGGCUUCUGGCAGUACGGCUACGACGGGCGGGAUUUCCUCUCCUACGACACCCGCACCCCCACCUGGGUGGCGCCCAGCAAGGAGGCCGAGAUCACCAAGGGGAAGAUGGAGGCCGACCGGCGUCUGAGCCAGCAGCAGCGGGACUAUCUGGAGCGGAAAUGCGUCGAGUGGCUGCAGAAAUACCUGGGCUACGGGAAGGAGACGCUGCAGAGGAGAGAGCGCCCGGCCGUGCGGGUCACCGGCAGAGACGCCCCUGACGGCCCCACCACCCUCUGCUGCCGGGCCCACGGCUUCUACCCCCGUGACAUCGCCCUGAGCUGGCUGCGAAAGGGGGAGAGCAGAGAGCAGGAGACGUGGCGAGGGGGGGUCCUGCCCAACGGGGACGGGACCUACCACGCCUGGGCCACGGUGGAGCUCGACCCCCGGGAGAGAGGCCUGUACCGCUGCCAUGUGGAGCACGAGAGCCUGGCCCAGCCGCUCGUCGCCGUGUGGGGUGAGGCCGGGGGGUGUGGACGCUGAAUGAAAUGGGGGGGUGUCACAGGGCGACUGGCCCUACAGCCCCACCGGUAACACACUUCGCUCACCUCCCCAGGUGGAGAAAAUGAGCGAAGCCGCAGGACAGGCAGGGCCUGUGGCUAGUGGGGGAGGAGGCUAAGACAGGACCCAGAGGGAGGGGGCACCCCGGGAAGCCAGAGGGAGCUGAUAAAUGAAGCGGGGUGUGACCGCGGAGCCAGCCUGGAUCCCAGCCCGGGGCGGGGUGUGACCGUGGAGCCAGCCUGGAUCCCAGCCUGGCCGGGGUUUAACCGCGGAGCGAGCCUGGAUCCCAGCCUGGGCCGGGGUGUGACUGUGGAGCCAGCCUGGAUCCCAGCCUGGGCG
This is a messenger RNA of Gopherus evgoodei (Goodes thornscrub tortoise), 1461 nucleotides long. RefSeq names its product class I histocompatibility antigen, F10 alpha chain-like. Lineage: Eukaryota; Metazoa; Chordata; Testudines; Testudinidae. Gene Ontology annotation, biological process: immune response. The record is from RefSeq and is a predicted model, not a curated record. Gene Ontology annotation, cellular component: external side of plasma membrane. The coding region runs from base 193 to 1104 and encodes 303 amino acids. The transcript has 4 exons.